CACUGAUAUAAUGUUGUCUUCAGUCGUUUUGACACUACCGAGAAUUCAGUUCACUUCAGUAAGAGCUUAAUUGCUCAGUUCAUUAGUCACGAUGUGCGGUAUAGAAGUAUAGAAUAUUACGAGGUCAAGAGGGGCACGCGAGAAAAUCUGGGCUUGAAAACUGUUUGUGAUCUGUGGUUAUUGUUCGUGGUUUGGUUGGUGGUAUCAGAGAUUAGUCGUGGUGACAAUUGCUCCAGUUUAGUACCUAAGGCUAACUAUUCGGUCUGUUGUAAAAGUACCUGUCAUUGGAAGUUAUUGACCUUUCGAGGCGGGAGGAAAUGAUUUCCAGUUUUUAUGAAAAGAUUGUGGGUACUUCCCCUCCUCCCGAACCCAAUGAACCAAAGAUACUAUGCGUUGGUCUGAUUUGUCUCGAUAUCGUUCAAGUUUGCAAAACAUUCCCUGUAGAGGAUAGCGAUCAAAGAUGUAUCGAGCACCGAUGGCAGCGUGGGGGUAAUGCCUCAAACAAUUGCACAGUUUUGUCGCUGGCUAAAACUCCUUGCGAGUUUAUGGGGACUCUCAGCUCGGAACAACAUCUAAGCUUUUUGCAAGAUGAUAUGAGGAAGUACAAAAUAAACUUUGCGCACUGUCCGAUGUUGGAAGGAGCUGGGUGUCCCACGUCCACCGUCAUCCUGAGUUUGACCUCUGGAAGUCGCACGAUACUGCAUCACAAUCCAAGCUUGCCAGAACUGACUUUUGAAGACUUUGCAAAAUUAAAUUUAGAAGAAUAUUGUUGGAUUCAUUUUGAGGGUAGAAAUGUGACAACAGUCUUGUCUAUGAUAAAACACGUAGAAACAUACAACAAUUCAUUGAAAAAUUCCACGCAAAAUGACAACUCGACAGAUUCUUUCCACUUGCCAAUAACGAUCAGUGUGGAACUUGAAAAGUCAAACGAACAGCUGCUGGACUUGCUGCCCUAUGUUGACGUUGCUUUUGUUAGCAGGGACUUUGCUCUCUUCAGAGGCUGUGAUAAUAUGAGUGAAACUUUGAGAAGCAUAGCCCAAGAAGCAAAGUCUGGGGCUACCAUAAUUUGCGCUUGGGGUGACAGAGGCGCAAUGGCAAGAACCCCUGAUGGAACAAUUGUUCAGUCUCCUGCGUUUCCACCUGCUAAAACAAUCGACAGUUUAGGCGCAGGUGAUACUUUUGCUGCAGCAAUACUUCAUUACCUGAACAAAAUUAAAUUCUCUAGUAACAAAAGUGUGCAACCCAUGAAAACUCUGAGUGAGAAAUUGCUACAUAAUGAAGACCCAGAAACUAAAUCAAAUGAGGUCAAGCGCGAAAUCAAACAAAAUCACAAUAUUGAAAGCCUUGAACAAAGUCACACGGAAUUCAUAGAUAGCGUAGUUCUUCAAAGCGCCGUUACUUUUGCAUGCAGAGUAGCCGGUGCGAAACUUGGUCUUAAAGGUUACGACGGGCUCGACAAAAUAUUCAAAGAACUCCAAAAAGUUUAGCUAAAAAGCCAAAGUUUCUGCGGUAAAACUAUAUGGUAUAUAUGAAUAAAAAGAGUUUUGUUUAUCGUGACUUCAGAGUUUUUUUUUACGAAUGAUUAAAAAGUAAUGCUUGGAUGCAUAUUAUUUAUUUUUAUUAGAUGAUAUUUUUGUACACAGACUUUGGAGCACUUCGUUUAUAUAACAGCUGUUGCAAUUACUCUACCAACGUUAUUAAAAAGUCGAAUUGUGGGAGUCGCUGUGAACAAAACCUAUGGUCUACAUGAUCAGUAGAUUAAUAUUAAAAGACAAUUUAAUGUACGAUUUUAUAAAACGUGAUAUAAUACUAGAACUUGUGAUAUAACAAACAACCAAUGUAUAAGAACAGUUGAAAAAAAAGAACGAACAACAAUAACAACAACAUUUGACAAGUAA
This is a messenger RNA of Athalia rosae (coleseed sawfly), 1898 nucleotides long. RefSeq names its product ketohexokinase-like. Gene Ontology annotation, molecular function: ketohexokinase activity. Gene Ontology annotation, biological process: fructose metabolic process. Lineage: Eukaryota; Metazoa; Arthropoda; Insecta; Hymenoptera; Athaliidae. The transcript is spliced from 4 exons. Bases 318 to 1487 code for a protein of 389 amino acids. The record is from RefSeq and is a predicted model, not a curated record.